AUGAAUUCUAGAAGUAGUCUUCAGAUUAAACGAAAUUUUUCUCAAAAGGAAAAAGACAAUUGUUUUAUAACAAGAGCUGCUUGGUUAUCGUCGGAAUUAAACGUACAUUUUUUAACAGCCAUAAUAAUUUUAGUAUCUGAAGGACGUUUACCAUCUUAUGCAAUUAAUACACAUCUUUUAAGUAGUCAACCUUGUGAAGCGACAUUCCGCAGUGCUCGGUCUUUGACUGGCACUCUUUCAUCCAUAACAAAUUUCUCCGUAUUCGAAUUUUUACAAAAAAUUGGAAAAAUUUCAAUUUUAAAUCAAAUAAAAUCUACAGAAGAGACUAAUGGUGCUGCACAUUCAUUAAAGUUUCCUAUUCAUCACAAAAAUCGACAUAGAGAAACAACAAUGUUUUUAAAUACUCCAAUUACAUCAACAAUAACAACUUAUGAUAUAGAAAAGAUAAUUGUUAAAGCUUAUGCUGAAGCACAAUCUGUUAUGGAUAGUUUACAAUUAACAAAAACACUUAGGGAAAACAAUUUAAAUGAUUUUAAAAAACUCAAUGAAUUUGUUUUUCAACAACUUGAUGGAAAAUCGACAGUAGAUUAUUCGUAUUUCAAUGAAGAAGAUCUUCAUGAUAGUGCAGAUAAUGAUAUUAAUAGUAAUAGUGAAAUUGCUGCUGAUCUUUCCGAAACAAAUUUGGAAAUGAAUGAAUGUUGUUCCGAUGAAGACGAAGCAAAUGAUUAUCAUAUGACAAGUUCGAAAGAGACAUUCGAGGGAAUGAGAGUUUAUGAUCAAAUUGAUCCAUCAAAAAAAUCUCAUUAUUUUCAAAUUACCAUUAAUAAUAAACAAAAAUUUAUUCAUAAACAAACAGCAGCACGAUUAUUGUCUAUAAAUAAAAACUGUUUAUCAUUAGAUAGACGAAAACGAGAUCAGCAGACAAGUAAACAAGGUUAA
Molecule: messenger RNA, 939 nt
Organism: Rotaria sp. Silwood2
Lineage: Eukaryota; Metazoa; Rotifera; Eurotatoria; Philodinida; Philodinidae
Source: the annotation of a GenBank genome assembly